Messenger RNA from Gaeumannomyces tritici R3-111a-1, 2293 nucleotides. Its product is annotated as serine/threonine protein kinase. The coding region runs from base 164 to 2293 and encodes 709 amino acids. NCBI's taxonomy places the organism in Eukaryota, Fungi, Ascomycota, Sordariomycetes, Magnaporthales, Magnaporthaceae. The record is from RefSeq and is a predicted model, not a curated record. The transcript is spliced from 4 exons. Gene Ontology annotation, molecular function: ATP binding; protein serine/threonine kinase activity. Gene Ontology annotation, biological process: peptidyl-threonine phosphorylation; peptidyl-serine phosphorylation.
ACCUGCCCGCUCAUUAAGACGUAUAUAAAAUAGACUCGCGCCCGAGAUUGCGCACAUUUCUCGCGCGGUCGCCCUAGGCCACUCCAUAGCCAUCAAUUUAAUCUACUAUCUCUUUUCCCACAAUUCCAACCCUCCACCUCGACAACGGGAAGCUCAGGACAGAAUGCACCCCCAGGCAAGGGAGGCUCCCGAGAAGCCCUCCAUGGACUUUCCCCAGCCUUUGCGAGAAGGGAGCAGUGAACCCCCUGCCAAGCGCACGCUCCCAUCUCUCGUGUACACUAGCCACGAUAGCUCCCACGAGGUGCGAAGCGCUGUGGGCGCCGUAAAUGGGGCGCCACCAUCACAAACCGAGGGCAGCGAUGUGUGCCGCGACCUGGGCGACGAAUUCACCUACAGCACCGUGGAAAGUCCACAGCAGCAUAUCUUGACCCCGUCCACUCGGAGCACUCCCGAGGUUCCUUGGCAACGCCUCCCACCCCCAUCAACCGACAACAUCGCCGAGGAUGAAAGGCCACACACCGACCAGCUUCUUGCAGGGAUUUCCGGCGACCGUCCAUCGUCCAGGGCUCCAGGCUUGACCAGGCGGGAUCUCGCGACAAAGCUGCGGGACAAAAUGGUCACAACCAGCCUCAUGCCGAUGGGAGAUGAAAUGGUAAAGUAUCUCCCUCGGGCAUCCUUGGUCGAGCUGGUCACCGAGUCCUCCGUGGCGGCGGUACUUCAGAGCGAGGGCAUGUCGCAAGAAGAAUCGGAGUCCUUGGCCAAGAAAAUCUUCAUACCAUCCACGGUCAUACUGGAUGGGGGGAAGAAAGGACGCGACCAAAAGUCGACACGGCGAAAGCUCUUUGCUACCUUGGUCAUGAUGUCAAAAGUGACCGCGAUCGGCUGCUUCAUCGACCAGGGGAUCUUCGACACUCAUCUACCACUUCAUAAAUCGCCAUCGGGCGAUUUCCUCAGCUUGUCGGCACGUCCAAACGAGCGAAUCGACUGCUGCAAAGACUGGAGUGUCAAUGAGGCUGAACUUUUCGAUCUUCACCAGUGGCGUUUCUUAUCGCCAUUCUUUGCCGACCGAGAGCGCGUCAAGGGCGAGAAGCCAAAGGUAGUGCACUACGUCUUGCAGCCAAAGAUUGUGCCGCCCUUGGAGUUCAUCCGCCCAGAAGUGUUGGACCCGGACGCGGAAUCGGAAUCGGAGGGGAAUGGCGGGUUCAGCACCGUGUUUAGGGUGCGGUUUGAACCUAGCCAUCAUAACUUUGGGCCCGAGUCCGAGAGAAACAACCUUGUUCACGCUCUCAAGAAGUUGCACCGUCCGGAUAGGGCAGAGUUCCAAAAAGAGGUCGAGGCAUUGAAGAGGUUCAGCUUCUCUGGCGACCGCCACCUCAUCAAGCUCCUCUGGACUUACGAAUUGAAAGGAACCUUCUACCUAGUUUUUCCAUGCGCUGAUGGCAACCUCUGGGAUUUCACCAGGAGGCACGUCAACGGCCCAGAGCUAACCAAAGAUCGGCCUCGCGAGAUCUGGUUGAGGUGGCUGGCCGAGCAGUGCCACGGAAUCGCAGCAGCUCUUUCUAGGAUACAUGGUGCCGACUUGUCUGGCCCUAACGGAAGCAGAGCCUCUGGCUCCUCUGCGAACCUCAACCCAUCGCGAACAUCGGCAGACGCUGCACGCGGGAAGUACGGUCGCCAUGGCGAUCUCAAACCUGAAAACAUCCUUUGGUUCUCUGCAGGCACCGAGACUGCAGGCAGCGGCCAGCCGAUCGGAGUCCUCCAAGUGAGCGACUUUGGGCUCUGCGACUUCCACCGCCGUCACUCGAGAUCGAACGUCCCCGUGCACCAGGUCUUAAUGACUGGGACCUACCAAGCCCCAGAGUCUCUCAUUUCAAACAAGCUUGCCCAGUCCUAUGACAUCUGGACCCUCGGGUGUGUCUACAUCCAGUUCAUCUCGUGGUUUUUGCUUGGUCACGAGGAAACCAAAUUCGAAUUCUCGAAGCAAAGGCUGGACGAAGAUGACUCCAGCCUAAUCAAGGAAGACACCUUCUUCAAAGUGGAGACUGAAGAGGGCCGUCCUGUUGCCGCUAUUGUCAAGAAAUCCGUGCAAGACUGGAUUGCUCGCCUCACACAGCACGAGGACUGCUCAGAAUUCCUUGACGAGUUCCUCCGUUACAUCCUUUCGGACAUGUUGGACGUCCGGAGCGAAACGCGAGCCAAGUGUCCUCAGGAGCGGUCACCGAUAGCCUCGCUCGCAAAGGACGCGCCCGGACGUUUCCACCGUCACAGCCGUCUGCACUACUUCGGACAUUGA